This is a messenger RNA of Oncorhynchus gorbuscha (pink salmon), 3571 nucleotides long. RefSeq names its product fibroblast growth factor 11-like. Gene Ontology annotation, biological process: positive regulation of gene expression; regulation of cell migration; cell differentiation. The coding region runs from base 1444 to 2193 and encodes 249 amino acids. The record is from RefSeq and is a predicted model, not a curated record. Lineage: Eukaryota; Metazoa; Chordata; Actinopteri; Salmoniformes; Salmonidae. Gene Ontology annotation, molecular function: fibroblast growth factor receptor binding; growth factor activity. Gene Ontology annotation, cellular component: cytoplasm. The transcript is spliced from 6 exons.
AGAGAGAGAGAGAGAGAGAGAGAGACCAUGUAAAGCAUGUUGCCGCUGCUGGCUCUGUAAUGCACUGCGAGCAAGGGAUGAGAGAGAGAGUCACACACACACACACUGUCUCUCCACACGUGCGCACCCACCCACACACAGACACACACACACAAACACACACACACACACACACACGCACGCACGCAAUGAAACUGAGAGUUGCUUUGAUCGGGAGAUCAAGAGACACACACACAUUCUCUCUUUCUCUCACACACAGAGGGAGUAGGGAAGGCAUCCAGGCUGGUGCCUUUUGAAGCAGCAGUGAAAGAAAGAGGAGAGAGGACAGGGGGACUCUAAGGCACCGGACCACUGUCACCUACCGACCAGCCCCCCCCCGAUGAUCCACGGCUACAGCCACUGCACAGUGAAAAGGGGGUUAUGCCAGGAGAGCUUGAAAGGAAGGGAAGAUCCAGCUCUCCGUCUGUCCAUCCGUCCGUCCACCCGUCAUCCUCAUUCCUCUUUUUUUUCAGAGCCGGUAUCUCAGGUCGGACGGUCCCGUUUUGAAUUCUUUCUUUUUCUCUCUCUUUUCUCUUUUUUUGAUGGAGGGAUGUGAAGGAUCAGGUGAAGAAAGGAGGAGCUGCAUUGUGGAUGUCUGAAAGGUUGUGUCAUUUCUAGUUUUUUUGGUUUGUUCUUAUUUCAACGAUCACUUUAUUUCAACGAUCACCUCCUGACUGAAUUGAAGCGUGUGUGUGAGCAGCAGGACUGGAGGCUAUAAGGACUUUGAGACUUAUCUCUGUUUUGAUAUGAUUCGGUCGUCAGGAAAAUUCUAUCCUGUCCUGAAGGAGCUGUGUCAAAGUUAGCUGGAGCUGCAGGGAGAGGAGGGGGCCGUGGGGAGGGCCUGUGGCCCAGGACGAAGCACCCAACCUGGGACGCACACAGGGGGACACUGGCGUAGUGGCUCUUCUCACCCACUGAUAACUGUGUACCUGAAAAUGACACCAUGAGUUUUAUAUUUUCCUGCUGCCAUGGUGACGGAGGGACAGUGACAACAACGUGAACAACAACAAGUGCAAUAGCAGGCAACAGCCUAAAGGAGAACAACAACAGCUAAACCACCAGUGACUGGAACAACACAUUGCAUCGAACCAAACCUCAACUAGUCACCAUCCCACAACUUCUGGGUGAGCCUUUGACAAGGACUCCACCACUCUCACUGCCGUGGUGGUCUCUUCCCUCCAUUCACCAGCAAGAAUCCCCUAGUGACCCCAACUCUGCUACUAUAUUCCUCCAGAUAUUGUUGACAUAACAUAUUGACAUUUCUAUGUCAAUCUAGGAAAGUUUUCUCAAGGAUUCUGGGUAAUCUCCUCCGGCGGUGCGCCGUCGCCCUGGGUGAAAGGGCAGGGGGGCGGCCCACGGUUCCCCCCGACCACAACCGGGUGAAGAACAGGAGCGGGCGGCAAUAUGGCGGCUCUCGCCAGCUCGUUGAUCCGCCAGCGGCGGGAGGUGAAGGACCCCCAGGCCAACCGGCAGGUGGCCAACAAGAGGAAGCCGUGCCCCAAGGCCAACAAGUCCCUGUGCCAGAAACAAAUAUUAUUACUCAUAUCAAAAGUCCGACUAUGUGGCAAUCGAGGGCGAAAGUUAGAAAAAAAACCGGAGCCCCAACUGAAAGGUAUCGUCACAAGACUCUACAACCGGCAUGGCUUCUACCUCCAGAUGCUUCCGGAUGGCACCAUGGACGGCACAAAGGACGAAAGCAGCUCCUUCUUGCAGUUCAACUUGAUUCCUGUGGGACUGAGGAUAGUAGCCAUCCAGAGCACUAAGACAGGGCUCUACAUUGGGAUGAACAGCGAUGGAUACCUCUACACCUCAGAACACUUCACCCCAGAGUGCAAGUUCAAAGAGAGUGUGUUUGAGAACUACUACGUGACGUACUCGUCAAUCCUGUACCGGCAGACCCAGUCGGGCAGGGCCUGGUACAUCGGCAUCAACCGGGACGGACAGGUCAUGAAGGGCAACAGGGUCAAGAAGACCAAAGGGGCGGCCCACUUCCUGCCCAAACUCAUAGAAGUGGCAAUGUACAGGGAGCCUUCGCUGCAUGAAGUGGUGGUGGUCGCUGAGCUGAGUCCGCCCAGAAAAACGGCCAAGACCUCCGAUUCGCCCGUGCUGCAGAACGGCAAGAAAGACCCGCCCUCCAAAACCAAAACUUCCUAGCGCACGGAGAAGACAGGGGGCAAUGGGCACUGACUGGCACUGGCACUGACUGGCGAACAAAGUCUUCCUGUUUUUAUUACAAAGGGUUGUCACCGUCAAAUGUUUCCCCCCUGCCCCACCGAGUGGCGCGUAGAGUGGGCCGUAUUCUUCUAUAUUCCCACAGGUUUCAUCCAUACUAAUGUAAGGUUGACCAAGGAUGUGAAACUUCACUCUAUUCCAUUUAUAGUGCACUAUUUCUGACCAAAGCUUGCACAGGACUCUGGUCAAAAGUAGUGCACUUUAAAGGGAAUUUGGGUGCCACAUGGGACGUGUCCCCAAACACCCUGUUGUUCUCUUCACAUCUGUUACCAGGUAUUCUUUGUCCGUCAGCACCUUUGUGACCAUAGCGAUCCCCUCCAUACUUAAGCAAUGAUGUGGAGGUUCUCUUUUCUUUUUUUCUUUCUCUCGUUCACCUUUGGUGAAAUUUGAUUAGUUUGUGACACGGAGUCAAUUUUCCACUCGGCAGCAAAAAGAGAAACUUCCUCGUUCUUCUCUUGGGCUGUUAACAGCAGCUCUCUACUCAGAAUCUCCCAUACCUCUUGAAAGAGAGAGAGGAACCUCCCCACUGCACUGCAUUGAACUACACACAUAACACACACACACACCCCGCUGAGAGAGAGUGGUGAUUGUGUGCGGGUCAGGGCUUAAGGAAUGGUAAUGAUACCAUCAGUGAGAUGGUGUUGGUCUCUGAGAUUGUGUUUUGCAAUACACCCUCCUAUCACCACAACACAAUGUAUCAUUUCUCUAGCUCAUGCCUUUAGCCAGGGAGAUACAUACUGUAGGGCCCACAGCAGGUCAGUGGCACCUUAAUUGGGGUGGACGGGAGUUCCCAUUCCAAAUGAAAUGUUAGGUCACACUUUAUUUGGAUAAUCCGGAUUUAUGGUCAUACUGUCAACAAACUAUCUGUCGAUGAGCAACUACUUGUAAAGGUUACAAUUAGGGUUAGAAUAAGGGUGCGGGUAAGGUUAGGGUAAGAGUUAAGUUUAGGGUUAGGAUAAGGGUUAAGGUUAAGGUUAGUUAGGGUUAGUGUUUGAGCUAGGGUUAGUAGAUAGUUACAGAUGGACUAUCCAAAUAAAGUGUUACCGCAAACUUUUUCCUACAUAGCCCUAUGGGCACUGAUCAAAAGUAGUGCACUAUCUAGGGAAUAGGGUGCCAUUUGGGAGGCAGAGAGCUAGGGCAGAGUGGUAGAUGGAGGAGAGAUUCACUACUUUAGAGUGAGUGGGCUUGUUUGCGAUGGUGGAAAAAGUACCCAACUUUCAUACUUGAGUAAAAGUAAAGAAACCUUCAUAUAAAAUGACUCAAGUAAAAGUAAAUGUCACCCAGUGAAAUUCUACUUGAG